UCCUAACCCUUCCAUUCUUCUCGAUUCCUACCCUGCGCUGAAAUUCAACGCCCCCAGCCGGGAAUUCUCCACCUAAACCCUUUUCAUGGUAGGUGAAGAGUCCGCGUAAACUGUAAGAGAGAGAGAAGACGAGGAGGAAGGGUUUGGAAUUCUUCAUCCAACUGCAUAGAGGUUUUUAUUUCCAUUUUGAUUUGUUAUGUUCAGUUUCAAUGUUGUGAUGGCGUGGAACGUAUUCAAGUUCUGCACUUUGUUGCGUGGGCUUGGGUCGGUUAUGAUUUUGCUGGUGCUGUCCGUAGUCGGCUUCACUUACUACGCCGUCGUCGUCACCAACUACUGGCCUGCUGUGCUCGCCGGCGGUGCCAAUUCCUACUCUUCCGUUGGGAUACUCAUCCUCUUUCAUAUACUGCUGGUGAUGCUUUUAUGGAGUUACUUCUCAGCGGUCCUUACCGAUCCUGGUAGUGUCCCCCCUAAUUGGAGGGCCGAUGUGGAUGAGGAAAGUGGAGAUCCUCAUGUUUUGACCGGCUUAGAGUUAAGCACGCCGAUGCUUAACUUGCAGCACACUGCAAGUCUUGUGGGUUCAGGGAUUCAGAAGAUCCGAUACUGUAAGAAGUGCAACCACUUGAAGCCCCCACGCUGCCAUCAUUGUUCUGCUUGUGGAAGAUGCAUAUUGAAAAUGGACCAUCAUUGUGUGUGGGUCGUAAAUUGUGUUGGCGCUUUGAAUUAUAAAUUUUUUCUUCUUUUUCUGUUUUACACAUUCCUCGAGACUUCUCUUGUUACAAUAAUAUUAUUGUCCAAUUUCAUUGCCUUCUUUAAUGAAGGAGAGAUCCCUGCUUCACCAGAAUCUCUAGCGACAACUUUUCUCACAUUUGUGCUUAAUUUGGCAUUCGCUUUGAGUGUUCUUGGCCUCCUAGUAAUGCAUUUGUCAUUGGUGGCAGCCAAUAUUACAACAAUUGAGGCAUAUGAGAUGAAAACUACUCCUAAAUGGAGGUAUGAUCUUGGACGAAGAAAGAAUUUUGAGCAGGUGUUUGGAAUGGACAAGCGGUAUUGGUUGAUCCCAGCAUAUACAGAAGAGGAUUUGAAAAGGCUACAAACUCUGCAUGGUCUGGACUAGCCAUCCAAGCCAGAGUUAGAUUCUCAGCAUUAUUGAUAAGCAGGUUUUACAUACAAUGGGCCUUGAACACCCUUACCCAUACAGAUACAAAUAUCUCUAACCCUCAUCUUUCAUGUUCAAGUUUCCUUCUUUCUGUUCGACGAUUUUUUCUCUUGGUCUGCUAUGCUUGUUGGGGUGGAGAGGCUGACAGAAUUGGCAAAUACACAGACAAAAGGGCUUUCGAGAUGUGGACUGACUGUUGGCAAAAAGCUUAGAAAGGUGGCAAUGAAGAUCUUCUUGGCAUUAUUUGCUGGUAUAAUAUUGUGUAGUGCAUCCAUUAUUACUAUUAUUUUAUUUAAUAUUUCCAUGAUCUAUACAGAAAGAAAAUCUGUAGUUUUUUUUUAGUUGGAAUGAGCUCAAUAGAUGGUUUGUUCAGCUUAUGAAUUUUAUUGAAACUCUUAUAGCAGUAUAUAGCUGUUGUCAAAGUUUUAUUAGAAUCUUAGUUGGUUUCAACUUGAA
Messenger RNA from Dendrobium catenatum, 1609 nucleotides. RefSeq names its product probable protein S-acyltransferase 14. The record is from RefSeq and is a predicted model, not a curated record. Gene Ontology annotation, biological process: protein targeting to membrane; peptidyl-L-cysteine S-palmitoylation. The transcript has 7 exons. Lineage: Eukaryota; Viridiplantae; Streptophyta; Magnoliopsida; Asparagales; Orchidaceae. Gene Ontology annotation, molecular function: protein-cysteine S-palmitoyltransferase activity. The coding region runs from base 197 to 1111 and encodes 304 amino acids. Gene Ontology annotation, cellular component: Golgi apparatus; endoplasmic reticulum.